CAUCGGAAAAAAAUCGUUAAUAACCUUUACGUGACUAACCAGUCACACGCACGGAUAUAUUUGCGCACGGUACUUGUCAGUAUUUUCGGACUGACAGCUGUGCUAGCGCGAGAAGCCAGGAGUGGCGGAUCAUGUAAGGAUCUUCCAAGUCGACGAAACAACUCGCCAUCUCACGAGCAGUUGCACUGCCAAGGAGAUACGUCGGAAGAGUUGACAGAAUAGGCAGACGCAGGAACAAUAGCGGGCGAAGAAGGAGCGGGAGAUUCAGAGGAAUGACACGACCACCCAAUAAUGACAAUCUUACCGCCUUCAAGCUUGUCGUUGUUGGAGAUGGAGGUGUCGGGAAGAGCGCUCUUACCAUACAAUUCUUUCAGAAGCUAUUCGUUACAGACUACGAUCCGACCAUUGAAGAUAAUUAUAGUCAGCACACAGAAGUCGAUAAACAGUGGUGUGUCCUGGAUGUGCUGGAUACAGCCGGUCAAGAAGAAUUUAGUGCUAUGCGUGAUCAGUAUAUGCGGACGGGUGAUGGAUUUCUUAUGGUGUACUCUGUGACGGACAAACAGUCGUAUCAAAACAUCAUUCAUUUUUAUGAACAAAUUCUACGAGUGAAAGAUAGAGAUAUUUAUCCUAUGCUAUUGGUGGCUAAUAAAGUUGAUCUGGUGCAUUUGAGAAAAGUCUCCGAGGAACAGGGAAGAGAAUUGGCUCAUCGUUUGGGUGUACCUUACAUUGAAACUUCUGCCAAAGACCCACCGCAGAACGUGGAGGCUGCAUUUCACGAGGUUGUCCGUAUUAUCAGGAAUCACACACGGGCCAUAAUGGAGAAAAAUCAAAAGAAACGGCAGCGUUCGAGAAAGUGUAAUAUCUUAUAAGUUUCAAAGAUGUAGUAUACGUACGUACAUGCUUGUGCAAGAAUUAAGGACCGCGGUGCUGCGUCGUAAUCGCAUAACAUCUUCACCUCCGAGAAGGUACAUCCUUGAUGCAUUGUUCGGAUCUAUCGGAACGAAUGAAAUCUUCUGUCCUCCGAUAUAGGUAUCUAUAACUAGUCUUUCUUUCGUUUUCCCGUUUGUUUUUUUACCACUGUGUACGAAUAAGUACUGCGGAACAUCCUCCGUUACGUAGUACACUUCGUGGAUGUAACAUCCGUUGAGAACGAAUAUCAGAGAGAGCGUGCCAAUGAACAACAUAAAAGUUCUGACGUUCGUAUCGCACGAAUGAGAAAUUAAUUUUUCUAAAUCCAAUUCUGAAUUAAUUUAAUAGUAGCCAAAAAUAAAAGAUAGGAGAGACAUUGAGUAUUCAUCUGCUGCGUAUAAUAAAUCGAGACUACGUCUCUAUCGACGCGUGCACAUCAAUUUUCUACCAUCGAAAAAAAAAAA
This is a messenger RNA of Ooceraea biroi (clonal raider ant), 1373 nucleotides long. RefSeq names its product ras-related protein M-Ras. NCBI's taxonomy places the organism in Eukaryota, Metazoa, Arthropoda, Insecta, Hymenoptera, Formicidae. Gene Ontology annotation, biological process: signal transduction. The record is from RefSeq and is a predicted model, not a curated record. Gene Ontology annotation, cellular component: membrane. Gene Ontology annotation, molecular function: GTP binding; GTPase activity.